Molecule: messenger RNA, 6849 nt
Organism: Trichomonas vaginalis G3
Lineage: Eukaryota; Parabasalia; Trichomonadida; Trichomonadidae
Product: ubiquitinyl hydrolase protein
Exons: 1
Coding region: 1-6849 (2282 amino acids)
Biological process (GO): regulation of protein stability; protein deubiquitination
Cellular component (GO): cytosol; nucleus
Molecular function (GO): cysteine-type deubiquitinase activity; cysteine-type endopeptidase activity
Source: RefSeq, a predicted model, not a curated record
AUGGAAAAUCGAGUGCAAGAGGCCAUUGAAAAAGCCUCUCAGCUCAUAAUAACACGAGAUUACUCCUCGGCAUCCAAUAUUCUAUACACGGAGUUACUCAAAAAGGAGAAUUCGCAUCAAGAUUCGGUCAAAUUGAUGCAUUACUACAUAUUAACAUAUUUUUUUACAUGUAAAGAUAUUCAGCGGUUCUAUCAACAGUUUGUUGAUUCAAAUAAGAAUCUUGAAGGCUUUACUUCUAUAAUGAAUGAUUUAGUCCAAGAAAUUAUUGCACAACUAAAUGACUUUCAUAAGAAAAUACGAUAUAGAUUAACAACUGAUUUCUAUCUACAAACAGGUGCUUGUGCUGCUUUUAUUGAAAAACUUAAUACAGACGAAAAUAUUGCUUUCGAGACUAUUGAUACUAUGUUUUACAUAUAUGAGCAAGGGAGUAACAUAAUAAAGCCCACCGAUUAUGCUGCAUUCCAUUCUGCUGCGUUUAUUCGAAUACAAAAACAAAUUAACAAACUCGACGAAAAAACUAUUCGCAUUGUCAACGAGAAAAACAUAAAGACAGAAUUGUCAAUCCUCAGGAAAAGCGCAUCGAGAUCAUUUAGGAAAGAAAUAGAUAAAUUUGAAACAAAUAUUUCACUUCGUUACAUAAAAUCCGAAUAUCUGAGCAAGCAAUUUAGAGGAUUGAUGUAUAUAUCAAAUUUACAUAAACUACACAAAGAUUUAAUUGAGAAAAUACAACAAGACAACAUAAUAAAUUUUUUAAUUGCUCACAUGCAUCAUAAUCUUGUCGAACCAUUCGCACAUCUACUUUCCCGCCUUUGGUACUACGGCCACUACACCACAAACCAGCUAAACAGCUUCUGGGAGCUCACAUUUCAGCAGCAUCACUCUGAAAUUGGGAAUUUCUUCGCCCAGUGGCCAAGACUGUACGAAUCGAUACCACAAGACAGGAUUGGAGAGUUCUGGCAGCUGAUUACUAACACGAAGCAGUAUCCUCCCGCUUCAUACAGAUUUUUGAUCAGAAUUUCCUACAAUUGUCCGGAAUUUGUGAGGAAAUCGCUGCUGGAGACACUCUGGGAGACACGGGAUUACAAGGUUGUCUACGCUUUCCUCCCGAAAACGAAAGCUGAGAAAUAUUCUUAUUUUUACAAGGCGCUGGACAUAAGGAGCAUCAACGAACGCUUCUCCCUCCAGGUUCUCAACCAUCUGUGGGAGAGCGGAAUAUCCAGCUACGACGAAAUAGUGAAUAUAAGUUGGAAUCCGGCAAAUUACGAUUUACUGCUCAGAUUGUUGACAAAUAUCACGAAGAACACAAACUACUUCAGCCACCAACAGUUUGAGGCAACAAAGAAGAUACUUGUCGAUACAAAUCCAACAACUUUGAAAAAUUUCCUAUCAGAAAUCAGAUUUCUGCUUUCGCAAGAGGCACAAUCGAACCUCCUGACAUGGGCAUGCGAUCACGGACUGAAUUCUGAUGUAGUUAUCUGGAUUUACAAAAAUUUUCCAAGUUCAAACUCAGAUUCUCUCUGGAAGUUGAUUUUCGACCACAAAAGGAACGAAAUAUCAUCAUUUGUGGUUGACAAUGCCUUGGAAAUCGAGUCAAACGAGGCAAUUAUGUCAAUAAUCAACAAAUGCUCGACCAAAGUAGGGAAUAUUGGGUCACUAGUCACUCUAGGCUACUUGAUACGCAAGGUAGAGGACUCCAUUGACUUCGAAACCCUCAACAUCCGCAGAAAUCUCUUCACUCCGCCAGAAUCUUUGUUUAUCGUCAACAUCACAGGGGCGAUAACCAAAACAGUGAAGAUCUCUCCGAGCAUAACAGUCGCCACAUUCAAGAAAUACUGCUCAAACCUAAUAAACUCAGUGGAUGCGAUUGUUCUGUUCGAAAACAUCGCUAUCUCGCCCAACCACCAGUUCGCAAACGAGCAGAAGUUCGCUGUCUACCGGAAAACUACGACACCGGCCAGGCAGUGGCUCCACGACGAGCUCCCCUCUGUUAUCAUAAGGAGAUCUUCAGUUUUCGGCCAGUUGUUCCAGCUGAUGAACACCACGAACAGCGAGAUAGCCGUGAACGCGCUCCAACUCCUCAAUCUGAUGGACACUUCGCAGUCGGAUAUUGAAAAUUUCCAGAACUCCAUAAUUUGCGGAGAUUUCUCUGGGCUGCUAGAUAUUACUCAUCCCCUCUUGCUACAGUACAGAUUACACCACUUGGCAAAGCUGAUUUCGGAAAAUAACAAAAAUUUUGUCGAUAAUGCAGCUCUUCCAGCGACAAAAUCACUUCUAAACAUACUGUUGAAUGAAUCAGUAAGAAAUGAACAGUACGUUGGAAUGCUAAUUCGCUGUAUUUCGAUGCUGAUGAACUUUGAAAAAACAAAAGAGGUUUUUAUCGAAAUUGGAGCUGAGAGAGGCAUCAACUCUCUAUCUAACUGGAUUUUGGAUAACUUACGAAGCCACCAAAUCCAGCAAAUGUAUCUUUCGAUUUCAUUAUUCACUUUCUUUAACAAAUUCGUAUCAAUAGACCCCACUCCUCUAACCAAGCUGAAAGACUUAGACGAACUGUUCAGUCUGGCGAUGUUUGAAUCGAAUAUGAGAGUUGCUUCUUUUUCCCACAUCGCAUUUUCGAAAUUACCUCUUGAAAACCUUGAAAAUCUUGUUGUCAAAAAUAUCAGCAAGUCAGCGCAUAACUGUUCGCGCGAAUUCUUCAUUUUAUUGAAGCAAAUUGCUGAUAAUACUCAAAAUCCGUCUAAAUUGUUUUCUAUUCUAUUCAAGACUCUGAAGGACAACCUUCUCAUUCCCAAGGACAUCCACCUCAGAGAAGAGAUCCCUGAAGAUAUUACCGGAGAAUUAUCAAAACCUCUAACAGAUAAAGAGGAAACCGACCUCAAACUCUCUGUUAGAGACCUCACAGGCAACUUAGCCGACUCCCAUUUCGUCAACGGAAUCAUUGAUUCUUUAUCAAUUCUGCUUCCCAAGGUAGAAACAGACGAAGACGGGAUAUUGGAGCAAUGUCUUGAGUUUCUUGUAUCAAACAUCCUACUAAAUACCCGCAGAUACAUAGAGAAACCAUACUUAUUAACUCAACUAGUUCUAGAUCUCACCAAAAGAACCCACAGCCACAUCCUUCUCCAGUACCUGACCCAGUUCCUAUCCAUCUACAACACGGAUUACGUUGCCAACAACAACUACAGCUACUUAUGCGAAAUGAACGGACCGCGCGGCAUCAUAAACCUCGGCUGCAUCUGCUAUCUCAACUCAGCCAUGCAGAUAUUCUUCAGAAUCAAGGACGCAAAAGAGGCAAUCCUCGGCUACUGCUCCAACGACGAGUCAAUCGACAAGGACGACUUCUCCCAGUUCCAGCUGUUCAUCUGCCAGCUCUGCUACCUUCCGUGCGCAGCGGUGGAUCCAUCCAUUUUCGUGAAGACUUGGAAAGGAUUCGGGAAGAAGCUGAUAAACACGAUUGAGCAGCAAGAUUCCAGCGAAUUCCUCCAGUCUCUGCUUGACAAAAUUGACGAGAAAGUUCAGAAGAAGGAGAACACAUCGCAGUCAGUCAGAGGAACAAUUCUCCACGUGAUGAAAGGCAUUGGAAACAAGUUCCAGAGUGAGUCGAGGGACGAAUUCACUCUGUUAACACUCGAAGUCAAGAACAACAAGAAUUUUGAAGACGCAUUUAAAACAUUCCUCCAGCCUGACAUAAUACAGGGAUACAACACAGAGACAGAGCUCGGAAACAUCGACAUAGAGAGAUACCACUACCUCGAGAAAGCUCCAGACGUCCUCCUUGUCCAGUUGAAGCGAUUCGAGUUCGAUCUGAUGACAGGAGAUAGGAAGAAGCUGAACACGUACUUCGAGUUCCCCCUCGUCGCCGACUUCAGCCCAAUCAUGCAGUGCCCGCAGGACUCGAAGUACUCCCUCUGCGGCAUCAUAGUCCACAGCGGGUCCAGCGCCGGCGGACACUACUUCACUUACACGAGGGAGGGCGAGAGGUGGCUCUGCUUCAACGACUCCCACGUGCAGGAGAUUCUGAUGAAGCCGGAGGAGAUGAUAAAGACGAUGUUCGGCGGAAACACGACACACGAGAUCUACGACCCAGACUACAACUCUAUGAAGACAGAGACAUGCGAGAAAACAACGUCUGCUUACGUUUUAUUCUACAAGAAAAUCAACGAAAGUAACGAAGCAAAAACACAAAACGAGAGGGAGCCAAUAGAGCUGAUGCCGAAGAGAAUGGUUAAAUACUUCGUGGAGAGCGUAAGUCAGAUGAUAGUGCACGAGACAAUGGCAAACAACGAAGUCGUGUCACUCAUUACUUCGCUGACACAGAUAGAGGAAAGUUCUGACUUCAUCUUUGACUACUUCUUCAAAGUUACAAACUGCAGUGAUGAGAUCAGGAAGUCAAUUGUUGCGAGCGCUUCCAAGCAGGAGUUCGCAAACUUCAUCCUGAAGAAAGUCGACUUUCUCAUCGAUAUUCUGCUCAAAAACAAAAACGAAGCGCUCAGACAGAGCACAAUCGAACUUGCAAAUACAGCAAUGAUGGCUGCAAAUAAGGAAAUAUCAAAAAAUUUCAUUGAUGUAAUUCUAUCAAAACUUGAUACUUUUUAUGAUUAUUGGCGAAAUUUAGAUGAUAUAUUUGCUCCCAUUCUUUUCUACGAGAAGCACAUUGAGUUGUGCGACAUUUCUAACUAUUUAUUGGAUUUUGUUUUGAAAGUAGACGAAAAAAUACCAAAAACAGAACUUUCCGAAUUUGUCAGAACAGUGAAAUUGUCACGUCUUUUUGAGUGCAUCAACUACAUCCUGGAGAAGACGAAGAGCUACUCUACAUACCGCCAGAAGAUCGUCAGCAAGAACCUCAUGGACAGGUGGUUCACAUCAGACCAGAACGCGUUCAACUUCUCAAUGCUCGUCAUGUCGCUGAUAAAAGACAGCACGGAGAUGAACAACGAGUACUUCUCGUACCUCAACAGCCAGAAGGACCAGAUCCAGCCAAAUGUCGUCGCCGCACACUUUGCAACUGCCUGCUCCUUCUCAGACAGCCUCCAGAAGAACAGGCUGCAGUGGUUCUACUCGUUCAUCAGGUCGAAGAACUGGAACGCAAACUCUGUCGCUGUCUUCCUAAACGAAACUGCUGUCAGACUGUCUCACUCAACUGUGUGCAGCUUGGUAUUCUCCCCAGAAAUAUGGCUGGAAAAGUGGCUGCUGAAUAAUGAACAAAUAGUGAGGAACUCUUGCGAGAACUUGCUUUAUUCACUUGUUCCAAAAUGCCAAAGAAUCAACAAAAAUGUCAAAAAUUUGCCUUCUGAAAAAAUUCCAAUUUCUGAUAUAGAAAAACUCGCUUUCUCCACACUGUUUGAGUCACUAAAGGCAAUGUUCCCACAGAUGCUAAACCAGAGUUUGCAGGGAAGCGGUUUCUUACUUUACAAAAAACCGUCUGACAGUUAUAUUUCCUGCAUGACAUUUUUUGACAGUUUAUCAUGGGUUGUUUAUUACGGCAGCUUCCAGGACAGGGUGAAGAAAGAGUUCGGAGGAUUGAUCGCAAAGAGUGCCAUAGUUUUGUCACAACUGAAAUACAAUCAAAAUUGUGGAAUUAUUUCACUUUGUCACUUUUUAUAUUUAUUUGAAUUCAAAUUUGAUUCCAAUUUGAGUCAAAUCUUCAUCAACUGUCUCUCCAACAUGGUUCUCGAGUCUGAGUUCGUCAACUUCCUUUCUGCGGAGUUACUUCCCCUUUUGAGUAACAGCGACGAAACAUCCUCUGCUUUGUUGGAGUCGAAACUCUUCAGACACUGCGUUUUCUACAGCCUCCAGACAUCCGACCACUUCUACUCUGACGCUGCAAUAUCCGUGCAGCACGUCAUCGAGUCUUUUCCACUGAAUCUCUCUGAGAACGUCGCUGCAAAGAUUUGGACAAUGGAGAACGUAAAAGUCCUCUUUUCGUCUAAAAUAUUCGUCGAAAUCUCAAGAUACUUGGUGAAUUUGGUGGAUGAUGGACUCGACGGUUUUAUCAAGUCAAAUAUGCUUUAUUUGGUCACUUCACAUCUCAGUUUAUUACUGUCUAAGAGUGACUGGCAGAGCAGCUUUUUGUACUCCGAUCUUUUCUAUCUGUUCACGAAGCGAUUCAUAGAUCUAAGGAAGGGAAAAACAAGUUACUUCAUUUUUAAUAGACUGUCAUUUUUUAUUGAAUUUUGCAAGACUUCACAAGACUUAGUCAAAACGCAGUUGAAGAGCUGCCUGGACGUCACGAUCCCUCAAGACCUGAGCCUGCAGCUGAUUGAGACAGUCAAGCUGAUGAUCACGUGCGAUGCCUCAGUCAUCGAGUACCUCCUCUCGCCAUGUCUUUCUUGCAUCUCGAACGGAGGGUGGAAGAGGCUGAACUUGGAGUCGAGCGUGAGAAUUGCAAACCUGCUCUGCCAGGUGUCCAAGAUGUCGCCUGCCUCUAACAUCCAGGCGAAGGUCAUCUCAACCAUGGUAAAUUGCAAUUUCUACAACACGCAGUGCAGUUCAAUAAUUCUGAGAGGAAACGGAGGAUUUUCAAACGAAAACUGCAUAACUCUGUUCACUCUUUUUGACGGAAUAAUGAGGAGCGAUGAGAACAGGUCUUCAUUCGUCUGCGAGUUCUUGAAUUUGAUGUGCGAAGUCUCGAAAUCUGUAAACAAAACAAGCACUUUGGAUAUUUGGGUUUCUGUUCUAUUCAGCGAUGUGAAACUUGGCGCAGUCUCUCCAAAUUUGGUUGCAAAAGUAGUCAACGCAAUGCUCAAGUUUGAGACUUUAUCUCAGGCCAAAACUAAGAGAGAAAUAACUGAUGAGCAGUUACGGGAAUUCCCUGAGAAAGUAGCCAAAGCUCUCAAAUACUUGUCCCAUUCUUAA